Molecule: messenger RNA, 2355 nt
Organism: Drosophila busckii
Lineage: Eukaryota; Metazoa; Arthropoda; Insecta; Diptera; Drosophilidae
Product: sphingomyelin phosphodiesterase 4
Exons: 7
Coding region: 57-2348 (763 amino acids)
Biological process (GO): ceramide biosynthetic process; sphingomyelin catabolic process; glycerophospholipid catabolic process
Molecular function (GO): sphingomyelin phosphodiesterase D activity
Source: RefSeq, a predicted model, not a curated record
UCUGGUUACAAUUUAUUAUUUAUUAACUCUUUGCCUGCAGUAAGAAUCUGUUAAAAAUGAAUCAGCCACUGCCGCCUGAAAACAUCAACAGCCACAUAUUGAAUGUGCUCAAUUUGCCGCUGAUGGACAAGCUGCUACAGCUGGAAAUAUUGUUCGAACGCUGCACCUUGAGGCAAAUACAAGAACUUUUCCCGCUCAUCGUGCAUUCCAUGUUUGGCAUCAAUGGACAUGUUCUGGGCUGGGGACUGCGUACCACAACAAUGGAAAACGCACCACAUUAUUUCAAUAGACUGCAACACUUCUUGGGCGUGCAUGGUAUUUGGAUGCAGAUUUGCCACAAGCUGUUGAAUGAAACAACCAAAUUUGAAAUAGACAUUAACCUGUUGCCGCGUAAGUUUAUUGGCAUGCUGCAGGCGGGUCCCAUGUUCUAUGCAGAUCUCAUUAACAUAGAUAUUCUCAAGCAUCAGAUAACAACGCUGUCCCUGAACGCCUUUGACUUUUACAUAUUUCACUUUGCGCUGUAUGCGUUGCAGCCACUGCAUACCAUCAAUCCCAUUGCCAUGCAGAUACACAACGAACGCAGCAAAACGAUUUACCAGCUGCUGUCUGCUGAAUAUCUGGAAAACUUUUUGCCCUUUAGUCCGGAUGCACGCAUAGAGCCUGUCAACUUUAGCAACACUAUUAAGGCGCCACAGCCGCUGCCUGCGCAGACGUUGCAGCCCAUGCGUCAGCCCAAGUAUCUCAAACUUCCUAGCUCCUGGCGCAAUAGCAACGGCGUGGUUAUAUCCAGUAGUCCUGGCAGCGGCAACACAUCACCGCAGUCCGACAGCAGUGGUGGCGCUAGUGGACGUGCGCAUGUCUGGCGUUCAGAGUCAGUGCUGCACUUCUUUGUGGACAUCUGGCUGCGUUAUGAUAUCGAAUCGGAGCAUCAUUUGCCGAGCAGCGAAUAUGUGCGUGGUGUGCGCACUUUGGUUAAGCAAGUCCAUUUCUUUGCCAAUGCUGCACGCAUUGAUCAUACGCCGCUUUGUGCACUGCGCAAACUAUCAGUCAGCAUGGUUAAGGGGCGGAUUUAUGCAUUCCUCUGCAGUCUCAUUGAUCGCUGGCCACUGGACAGCUCCUUGUCGGUGGUGCUGGAGCUUUGGCUGAGCUACAUACAGCCCUGGCGUUACACUUUGGCUGCAGUUAAUCAUCAUGGCGGCAUUAACUAUCAACCCGAAAUCAGUCGCUACUUCGAUGGCUUUAUUAUAGACAAUUUAAUUGUUUAUACACAUAUAUUUAUGCAGCUAUUGCCACGCUUUGAGCGCCUGGAUUACUCUGUUUAUCGCAAUGCUUAUAUGCUGCAUCGUUUUGCCAAAAUGUUUGCCCAACAUGACUUGAUUGGUCGUCUCCAACAGUUCGAGCGUCUGCACUCGGGCAAUACCUAUGGCUUUGAUUCACCGCAGCGUCAAGUAAAUACGCUCAACCGAUCGCACAACAGUUCCUACAAUGCACAGUGGAAUCCUUUGCACAGCAGCAAUAUACCAAAACUAUUUAGCGAGGAUAUGCAUAUGCAAAUUGAAAGCUUCUUGUAUGUUAUAAGCAUGGCGCGUAAUACGGUGCUAUCAAACAUACGCAAUCUGCGCGGAGAAAUUGCGGAAAGGCAGCGCUCCGAAGGCUACUUAAAGAACUUGUUUAAGAAGUUCAUGGGCAAGUCCACGCAAGACGAGAUUACGCUCUGCGAAGCUAGUCGCAUACCAGAGGUGCUGCGUCAAAGCAUCGAUGCGUUCUGUCGCACUUUUAAUGUGGACAUGGGUAACUUGUCUAUGCUGGAGCAUGACACAUUGCCUGCUGAGCCGACGCCGCCAGCUUCAAUAAGCGGCAAAAGCUUUAGCUUUUUCGAUGCCAAUGGCUCGCUGGACACAUCCAAAUUAACACCACAGCAAAUGUCGUUGAAUCUAUCAAACAUACAUCCCACUAUAGAUCCAGCGAUGCUGCCCAUUAUGACAAAUGAGAUUAAACCUUUAGUCAGAGCGCUGCAUUUUAUAUCAGAGUCCAUAAAUAACAAAUUUGGCACGCAGAUUGCUGCUUACUACGCACGCGAGGACUUUUGUGGCAAGCUAACGCGUCAGCUGCUGUGUCCGCCCAUGACAGAGCAAUGGUUUGGCAAGAACCACGGCAAUGCGGAUUUAUUCGAAAGGCAGGUGCCGGCGCGUGUGAGUUUGCGUGCCUUGGGCUCCAUACCUACGCUACUUGUGCUAGGCUGCGCGCUGUGCUUUGGUCAGCUUUGGUGUGGUGCACCCAUUGUGGGAUUGCUGGCACUAUGCGCGCUGUUUCUUUGCUACUCAGCCUUGUUGGCCAUGUUAUCGUAAACGCAAA